Rhincodon typus (whale shark) is the source of this 1821-nucleotide messenger RNA. Its product is annotated as sodium- and chloride-dependent neutral and basic amino acid transporter B(0+)-like. The coding region runs from base 1 to 1821 and encodes 606 amino acids. Gene Ontology annotation, cellular component: membrane. NCBI's taxonomy places the organism in Eukaryota, Metazoa, Chordata, Chondrichthyes, Orectolobiformes, Rhincodontidae. Gene Ontology annotation, molecular function: L-proline transmembrane transporter activity. The transcript has 15 exons. The record is from RefSeq and is a predicted model, not a curated record. Gene Ontology annotation, biological process: sodium ion transmembrane transport.
AUGGAGCCUGGUGAAUCCAACAGCACUGUGCAUUUUGAAAGUGCUGAGGACCUGGAGAUAAAUGACGAGAAUGUACAGCGAGGUCAAUGGGCCUUGAAAGCUGACUACUUGCUCUCAGUGAUUGGCUACACUGUGGGACUGGGUAAUAUCUGGCGAUUCCCUUACCUGGUUUACAAAAAUGGUGGAGGUGUUUUUUUAAUUCCCUACAUCGUCAUGAUGAUAUUUGCUGGGAUGCCGAUAUUUUUCAUGGAGUCGGCUUUGGGGCAGUUUGCCAGCCUCGGGCCUGCUCAAGUGUGGAAAGCUGUGCCCAUCUUACAAGGUAUGGGACUCCUGACCUUUUUUGCGUCAACAUUUCAAGGCAUAUAUUACAACUGCAUUGUUGCCUACUGCCUAUUCUACUUCUUUAUUUCCUUCCAAACACCUCUGCCAUGGCAAGAAUGCUACAGUUGGUGGGAAAAUGAUAAAAUCUGCCGCAAGACUCCCACAGAUCCCAUGUGCAACUUGACAUCGUCUACAGAAAUGAAUGGAAAUAAAAACUGCCAGAAUUCUUCAUUCCAUAAGAUUCGAAGCGAACACUUCUGGGAUGUUACAGUUUUACAUCGUUCAAGUUCAAUUAAUGAGACUGGGAAGGUCCUCUGGCAUCUAGCUGUCUGUCUACUCAUAACUUGGCUAAUAGUUUUACUCGUGCUAUGCAAAGGAAUCAAAUUUUCUGGAAAGGUGUCUUAUGUUGCUGUGACAAUCCCAUAUGCUUCUCUAGUUUUACUUGUGAUCCGGGGUGUUACCUUAGAGGGAGCCGAUAAAGGGAUUAAAUACUACAUUGGAAGCCCUUCAGACUUCUCCAAAUUGGCUGAUGCUCAGGUUUGGAAAGACGCUACAACUCAAAUUUUCUAUUCUCUGUCGGUGUCGCUGGGGGGUGUAACAGCACUGUCAUCUUAUAACAAAUUCCAGAAUGACUGUUUCACAGAUACCCUCAUUGUUGCUGUUCUUGACUGUCUUACGAGCGUGUUGGCUGGAUUUGCCAUCUUUUCCAUCCUCGGACAUAUGGCUCAUCAAAUUCAAUUAUCAGUUGCAGAGAUUUCACAUUCAGGCAUAGGAUUGAUCUUUCUAGCAUACCCAGAAGCUCUUCUCCACCUUCCAGUUGCCCCUCUCUGGUCCAUUGUAUUUUUUGGUAUGGUUGUCACAACAGGAUUAACCAGUCAGUUUGCAAUUGUAGAAACAAUUAUAACAAGUCUUCAGGAUGAGUUUCCCAGCUUUCUGCGAAACAAACGUUUUUAUGUGACAGUUGCCGUGUGUUUGAUCUCAUACUUAUUCGGAAUUUUGCUCGUAACAGAGGCUGGGAUUUACUGGAUAACUUUAAUUGAUCACUUCUGUUCUGGAUGGGGCCUAAUUUUGAUUGCAAUACUGGAAGUCAUCGGCUUAAGCUGGAUUUAUGGGAUAAACAGAUUCAUCAAGGACAUUGAGAUGAUGAUUGGGGAAAGGAGUUGGCUCUUCUGGCUGUGGUGGAGAGCCUGUUGGAUUAUUGUUACACCUAUUCUGCUGACACUAAUGCUAAUCUGGUCUAUAAUAAUAUUUAGAAAACCAGAAUAUGGAUUUGUGGAGUAUCCUUCUUGGGCAAUAGCCCUUGGCUGGCUUAUGUUAACAUUCUGUUUCCUUUGGGUCCCUGUUAUUGCGCUGGUAGUCAUUGUUUACGCUGAAGGUGACAGCCUGCGCCAGAAAGCCAUUGCAAUUUUCAGGCCAGCUCCUGACUGGGGUCCAUUCUUGGAACAACACCGAGGGGAGCAAUACAGAAAACAACAGGCAUCCACACAAAUCAGUCACUGA